CCUCCUACAACCUGACCAUGUUUGCCCUCGUAAGCAGGAGGCUACAACUCGCUAGGCCUGCGGCCCUCCGCUUGUAUAGCACACCGUCGCCAUCGCUGGAUACCCAACACACGCGCGAACUCUCAGACGGCGAGCGUAAUAUCCACAACAAGCUGCUGGAGAAAUUCUCUCCGACGGACUUAGCGGUACAAGACGUGUCUGGCGGCUGUGGUACAUUCUAUGCUAUCAAGAUAGCCAGUGAAUCCUUCAAAGGGCUGUCGAUCAUUAAGCAGCAUCGCCUGGUCACACAAACCUUGAAGGCGGAGAUUGAAGGCAUCCACGGUCUUCAGAUUAAGACUGAGGUCCCAUAGCUUCACGAAUAUUCCCGACAAGGUAUGCCAAAAGCCCAAAAUGCAUCUACGUCACAGUGUUCUAUGGACGCUCAGCGCCUUGAAAUAUUACUUGCCUUUAAUCCCAGACCCUACUCUCCCUAAAAGUGC
Messenger RNA from Coniophora puteana RWD-64-598 SS2, 479 nucleotides. Its product is annotated as bola-like protein. The transcript is spliced from 3 exons. The record is from RefSeq and is a predicted model, not a curated record. NCBI's taxonomy places the organism in Eukaryota, Fungi, Basidiomycota, Agaricomycetes, Boletales, Coniophoraceae. Bases 18 to 350 code for a protein of 110 amino acids.